AUGGCACUUUGCCGCACGCCCGGCAUCCCGCGCCAAAUAUUGAGAAGAGCAUCCUUCGCCACUUCAGCGCUUGUCUUGGUCUUCUUGGUUGGUGUGGUCAUCUGGCGUGACAGCUGGCCAUCGCGUCUCCCUCCAGAUGUUUCCCCUGCUACACGUAGCCGUCGUCUGCAGAGUUUGUAUCCAUCUGAUCUGGUGCUGACCCAGCCGUAUGGGGAAGAUGAAAAUCGAUGGCUUGUGUUUCUGCAUGUAAUCGGCAUUAGCUACAUGCUAUUGGGGCUGAAUACCGUUUGUGACGUGUACUUCACUGGUGCUCUCGAGAUCAUGGUGGAGAAGUGGCACAUCAAGCCAGACGUGGCAGGAGCUACCUUCAUGGCCGCAGGCGGCUCUGCUCCUGAGCUUUUCACGUCUCUGGUGGGUGCGACCAUCGCGAACAAUGAUGUCGGAUUCGGGACCAUUAUCGGGUCCGCCGUCUUCAAUGUGCUGUUUGUCAUUGGCCUCUGCGGCUACGUGGCAAAGGAGCCCAUCCAGCUGACAUGGUGGCCACUCUUCCGAGAUUGCAGUUAUUACAUAUUGGGAUUGAGCCUUUUGGCAGGUUUCGCUUCUGACGAACUGAUUUCACUGGUGGAGGCGAUCCUGCUGUUCGUAGCCUACAUCGUGUACUGCAUCAUCAUGUAUUUCAACAGCUCCUUGGAGGCGCUGGUGGACAAAUACGGCUCCCGCACCGGUGGAAGGAGCCAGGAAUCUGCCAGCGAGGCAGAUCCUUCGAGGCCCCCCGUCAUUGUCGGCAACUGGGCCGGGACCACCUCAGGACAAAUCUCUGUUGUGCCAAACGCGACAACUCCGCCGGCGCCUUCCAAAACAGAUCCUGAGCCGCCGUCCCACCGCGACGUGGCAGUUCCGGAGCUGGGCACUGAUGGGCCAAGACAGGUCUCCAACAAGAGUUCGGAGGAAGAUUCGUCCCGGAUCCUGUGCAGUCAGCCGCUGCCCAGCCGCGAACCCUGGGUGACGUCGCAGGGCAUCGAGCGCUUUCUGCACAGAGAUCCUGCCAGCAGCAAGGAGGAGGGCACAGACAUCGUCGUUUCCAGCCAGCCAUUGCCGAUGCGCUCACAGAAGCUGCGACUCUCUGCUCGAACAGCCCGGGCUGCCGCUCUUCAGGAGGCCGCACGCGAUCGUCACGAGGAGAGGAAGCUCUCGGAAUCGGAUGAGGCAGGGCAGGCCGGGCAGGCCGGGCAGGCAGGAACUCCCUGCUGUAGCAACACUCCUUAA
Messenger RNA from Symbiodinium necroappetens, 1266 nucleotides. The record is from the annotation of a GenBank genome assembly. Lineage: Eukaryota; Dinophyceae; Suessiales; Symbiodiniaceae.